CAUGCGCCGCUCUUGGAGCGCUGUGCUUCGGCCUGUUCCGCGGCCGCUCGGUCAUUUUCGCCUCUUUGUUGUACUGAGAGUGGAUUUAACUCGGAACCGUUCCACGAUCCGGCUGACUCCGACGCUCCUUGAACAGGCUCGGAUGAGAAGCUCUCCAUGAUGUGGAGCUAACGCCACCGGCUGCUCAACCCAGCAGGAAUCGACGUGGACGCUGAGACAUCCACAGCCAACGCAUGGCGGUAUUAGGGAACCCCGACAUGCUGACGAGGAAGAUCAAGCUCUGUCACAUCAACGCCCACAUCACGUGUCGGCUGUGCGACGGCUACCUGAUCGACGCCACCACCGUCACGGAGUGUUUGCACACGUUCUGUCGAAGCUGCCUUGUGAAGUAUCUAGAAGAGAACAACACAUGUCCCACAUGCAGAAUUGUUAUUCAUCAGAGCCAUCCACUGCAGUACAUUGGCCAUGACAGAACAAUGCAAGAUAUUGUUUAUAAGUUGGUACCUGGUCUUCAAGAGGCGGAGAUAAAGAAGCAGCGAGACUUCUACCAGAAGUUGGGCAUGGAGGUGCCUGGUGACAUUAAAGGAGAGCUGUGCAACAUGAAGACGCAUCUGGAUCAGCGAAACGGAGACAGUAAACCUGAGGACACACCCAAUAAGGAAGGAGAGGAGAAAGCAGAGGAGGACAACGACUAUCACCGUAGCGAUGAACAGGUAAGCAUAUGCCUGGAGUGCAACAGCAGCAAACUCCGAGGCCUGAAACGUAAGUGGAUCCGCUGCUCGGCGCAGGCCACAGUCCUCCACCUCAAGAAGUUCAUAGCCAAAAAGCUCAACCUGACCUCCUUUAAUGAGUUGGAUAUUUUAUGCAAUGAGGAAAUACUAGGCAAGGACCACACGUUGAAAUUUGUCGUUGUGACGAGAUGGAGAUUUAAGAAAUCUCCCCUCCUGCUCCAUUACAGACCUAAGAUGGAUCUGCUGUAGCUCAAAUGGACACACACAAUACUUUUUUUUUUUUU
Corythoichthys intestinalis (scribbled pipefish) is the source of this 1015-nucleotide messenger RNA. RefSeq names its product polycomb group RING finger protein 3. NCBI's taxonomy places the organism in Eukaryota, Metazoa, Chordata, Actinopteri, Syngnathiformes, Syngnathidae. Bases 234 to 980 code for a protein of 248 amino acids. Gene Ontology annotation, biological process: regulation of transcription by RNA polymerase II. The transcript has 10 exons. Gene Ontology annotation, cellular component: PRC1 complex. The record is from RefSeq and is a predicted model, not a curated record.